Molecule: messenger RNA, 2854 nt
Organism: Conger conger (European conger)
Lineage: Eukaryota; Metazoa; Chordata; Actinopteri; Anguilliformes; Congridae
Gene: ttll2
Product: tubulin tyrosine ligase-like family, member 2
Exons: 2
Coding region: 42-1883 (613 amino acids)
Biological process (GO): protein polyglutamylation; microtubule cytoskeleton organization
Cellular component (GO): cilium
Molecular function (GO): tubulin binding; tubulin-glutamic acid ligase activity
Source: RefSeq, a predicted model, not a curated record
ACAAGACGUCCAGGCCAGGUGUCGAAUUGGUAGCUUGGGACAUGGCAGCAGGGGUGUGCGGCGGAGAGCCCCUGGUGUUCCGGCUACAAGGCGGCGGUCCCGACCUGGUCAGGGAGGUGCUGUUGGAGCGGGGCUGGGUGGAGUUCGACCAACAGGAGCAGGAGGAGGGCGACUGGAACCUUCACUGGCGUGCCUCCACUUUCCGGGGCGCAGACUACGAAACCGUUUUGCCCUGGCAGAGGCUCAACCACUACCCGAAGACGGGGGGCAUAACACGUAAGGACUGUCUAGCCAGGAACCUGAAGAGGAUGAAAGGCACUUUUGGUGCUACUCCUUACGACUUCAGUCCCACCGCUUACAUCCUCCCAAAUGACUACACGAGGUUCCUGGCGGAAUACACCAGUCAUCGGCUGGGAAAACGAGGGAGACCGGGGUACUGGAUUUGCAAGCCCGUGGAUCUGUCCAGGGGAAGGGGCAUAUUUAUUUUUGAGGACAUUAAAGACUUGACAUACGACUCGUCGGUCAUCGUACAGAGGUACGUGACCAACCCGCUGCUGAUCUCAGGGUAUAAGUUUGACCUUCGUAUCUAUGUAUGCGUGAAGAGUUUUCACCCUCUCACUAUCUACAUUCACCAAGAGGGUCUGGUGCGGUUUGCAACAGAGAAGUAUGACCUAACUUCCUUGGACAACCUUUAUGCUCAUCUGACCAACACCAGUAUAAACAAAUUUGGGCCGUUCUACACCAGAGACAAAGAGCAAGUUGGUCAGGGGUGUAAGUGGACAAUGAGUAAAUUCCGCUGCUUUCUACGCAACCAAGGCAUUGAUGAGCUCCUCCUGUGGCAAAGGAUCAACAGCAUAGUUACCCUUACAUUGUUGACCAUCGCACCUUCCAUUCCCCGCAGUCCGAACUGCGUUGAGCUCUUUGGCUUUGACAUUCUAAUCGAUGCCAACUUCAAGCCAUGGCUCCUUGAGGUGAACUACAGCCCCGCCCUGUCCCUUGACUGCCCGGCAGAUGUGACAGUGAAGAAGGGACUUCUCAAUGACCUCAUUGAUUUGAUGGCCUACAGGAAGGUGGAUAGCCUUCGACAAAGAGCCUACUUGAGGCAGCGGUACCGGCAGCUUUCCCAUUUUAGCCAUCGGUGUACGCAGCCAUCAUUUUCCCCUGUGCAGCUGUUUCCCAGGUUUGUGAACGAGUCACAUCCUGAUGACCAAGGUGAAUGCGAGUCCGACUUUGUCGCCCAGCAUGGCGAGAGUCCGGGGCGCUCCAAUUCCAAAGAACUCCUAUUAGUUGAGACGAGGCAAAUAGGAUCUGCCUGGGAAAAUGGCACCCUUUCCUCCCGCCCAUCUUAUGCACCCCAACUCAAACCCCGCCCAAAGACAAAGGCAGCCAGGGUAGAGGGGGACAGAAGGACACACCCUCUGAUCUCACGAACAUCAGAGCCUGUUCCGUGCACUGAGCCCACAGACUCGGAAGCCUUCUUUGGAAACGGAGCGCUGGCUCCACUCGACACCGUCAAGCAGCCCUCGCCGCUGGGCUUGUGGAGGCUGCCUACCAUUCGGAUUCAGAAAUACAUGCCUCAACCCUACACGUGGGACCGCGCGACUAAGGAAAAGCGCAAGCCCCUGCCCCGCGUAGGCGACUUCAUACUUACGUUCCCCUUCAACGAGGCCACUCUCAAGGCCUCGCAGAACAAGCUGGACGUGAAGACCGCGGUGCAGGAGGUUCACAGAAUUACCAGCUGGUUUGCCUCCCCACGCAGCCACGUGGUGAAGCGAAAGACAGUAGGCAGCCAGGACAGGUGCAUGGAGAAGGACAGGUUUGGAGCACUGUUUUGGGGGCCGAGGAACCCACCGCUGCUUAGUGAGUGUUGCCCCACGAGGUGAUUGGGUGCCACUAGAACUGUGCUUUCCAGAAACCUUCGAAAAGGUCUGAUUUGUACUGUUGCAUGACCCUUUCGAUAAGUAUCACACAACACUGUUCUGUGUUGUCACCUCUACAAUUUUUUUAUGUCAUAGACAGCAUCAUACUUUGUCUGGGCGGCCUGUAGCGUAGUGGUUAAGGUAAAUGGGACAGGCAAGGUCAGGGGUUCAAAUCCCAGUGUAGCCACAAUAAGAUCCGCACAGCCGUUGGGCCCUUGAGCAAGGCCCUUAACCCUGCAUUGCUCCAGGGGAGGAUUGUCUCCUGCUUGGUCUAAUCAACUGUACGUCGCUCUGGAUAAGAGCGUCUGCCAAAUGGAAAUAAUGUAAUGUAAUAAUGUCUGGCAGUGUGAUCGGACAGCCAGAUGGAUCACUGAAAUUCAUUGUCAGCAGGUUUUUGCUCCACUUCAUUAUUUUGGUUUUGACUGGUGUUGUUGAACUGUUGGAAUAUAAAUAAUAAGCAUUGUAAGUAGGAUGCAGGGAAAUAUGCGAUUAAUUAAAUCAAUUGAACUGGUCAGCCAACAUUGUAAAAAAAGUUGCUUCAUCCAGCAUGUAAAGCAUCUGUUUAAUUAGGCUAGAACAUAUUCACUCUCUUUUUCCCUUGUUUGGUUUAUGGGACAGAUGGACUAUCAUCUUUUUUCCCGUUCAUGUCAUUUUUAAAAUGAUUAUUAUUUUAUUAUUAAAAAUUUCACGAAUGUAAACUUUAGCAGAUUAGCGCCUCGUUACCGUAGACAACAGAACCCUCCCUGCAGGCUUUUUGCCAAAGUGCAAAACAUCUUGCAACGCCUUCAUUUCUGUCAUAUGACACUCGUCAAAAGGGUUGUGUGACAAAGUAUAAAUCAGGCUUUAAGAGACAAUAAGAUACACAGUACCUUUGAAAGUUCUAAAACAAAUGACAAAAUCUUAAUCAUGUUUUAAUAAACCUCUUUACAAAUCUA